UGGGCUGACCGGGUUAUAAAACCUGAAAGGGUUCAUCCGGAGCCCACCAAAGAUCUUGAGGACGCCUGCGAGAAGCUUCUCAAGGGUGAUCCUGUGACCGGGAAACCUUAUGCCUAUGGAGGCUGGGUAUUCCGGCUAUCUAAUCCGGAUGGGGGUGAAUCUGCGACCCAUGACGCAGAAGAUGACCGGGCAAACUCCCCGGAUGGUCAUGCUGAGGCCAGUUCUCCUCGUUCAGACAUGAACUUCAAUAGGAUGACCACCAUCAUUGAGGAUGAUGACGAUGAUGUCCAAGUCCUCCAUUCCAACCGGUCUCCCAAUCGCAACCCUCCCUCCCUUCCUCAAAACAUUGGAGUUGAAGGGGCCUCAACUGCUCGGUGCUCUUCCUUUGACGAUCUCAUUCGAGACAAACAGGUGAAGUCACCCUCAGCCCUCCAUUUCUCUGAAGGCGACCGGGUUGAAUCCAAGCCCAAGGAGGCCAGCCAUUCUUCUUCCCGUGCUAAGGGCCAGAAAAGGAAGGGCUCCCAUAAGAGUUCCAAAGGGGGCAAGAAGAAGAAGACC
Messenger RNA from Cuscuta campestris, 558 nucleotides. The record is from the annotation of a GenBank genome assembly. Lineage: Eukaryota; Viridiplantae; Streptophyta; Magnoliopsida; Solanales; Convolvulaceae.